AUGCCGAAGGGCCAUGAAAUUUUUAAAACAGCUCGGGCUGAUGCCAACAUCGGCCCCAGCCUACGUCGCACAAAGAGCUCCAUCGAGAUACUCUUCACGAUGCACGUGGUCUUGCUGAAGACGUUGUUGGAGAUGGUGACACCGAAGCCGCACGAGGAGCUUGAGAGGGAGGGGCUCUUGGUAAGCUUCCGAUCCUUCAUGGGCGAUGUGAUCUUCGUGUCUCACCAGUGGACGGGGCUUCAUCAUCCUGACUGCUCCGGCGAGCAGCUCCGUUUCUUGCAGGAGGCCCUCCGCCCAGGCCUUCAGGGGCGUCGCAUACAGCCGAGCAUUGAGUCUGAGAUGCUGAAUAUGAAGCGGCCCAAAGGAGAGACCCAAGCGGUGACGCCACGGGAGCUCUUCGUGUGGUAUGACUUCUUCAGCUGCCCUCAGGAGGAUCGGACGAACCUGCAUGCAGCCAUCAGUAGCAUUCCUGCGUACAUUGAGUCCUGCAAGUAUUUCGUGAUCCUCGCACCCUUCGUGCGGCAUGAGAAUGGAGACCUCAUGGGCCGUCAUUCCUGGUCACAGCGGGCUUGGUGUCGAUUCGAGCGGAUGGCCCGCGUUCUGAGCAAGCGCGAGGACGCGAGCGUGAUGAUCGAGAUCCAGAGUGGAUCCCAUUUGACGGAGGCCACCACUUUCGAGUGGGUGAAGUGCCCCGUGGGAGAAGGCGCCUUUAGCUUUCCCGAGGACCGCCCAAAGGUGGCUAAUGCCAUGUGCGAGAUGCUCCGGGACAAGUUGAAGUAUUACCUCUCUUCCGGUGACAUGCACAACUUUCGGGUCAUGCUGAACCUCCAGAGGGUGCUCCUGAGAGGUCUCGGUGAGGACCCCGUGGAGGAUUUGAUUCCAGGAGGGAGCGGCUUGGAUCCCAUGGCGAAGUUCAUGCACCAAAACUGCUUGAAAAACAUGGAGCGGCAAAGAUCUGGUUGGAGCCCGCUAUGCUAUGCCGUGCUUUCGGGGGACACCAAGGUAGUUUCCGCUUUACUUCAGGGCAAGGCCGAUGUGAAUGACAGAAUCACCAAGCGAGACAACAUCAUGCAGUUUGCUCAGAAUACGACCGUGCUUGACAUGUGCAGCUUUCUGAAGCACAACGAGUGUGUGAUGCUCUUGCUGGAAGCUCGCGCCGACCUGGCCAGAAAAGACGGCUACAGUGCCAUGGCAGUACACUGGGCCGCAGGAGCUGACAAUCAAGGAGCUGUCCGAAUUCUGAAGGAAAGGGGCUCGAGCAUGUCGGCCUUGAACAUUUUGGGGCUCGAGCCGAUUCAUAUGGCUGUGGCUGGGGGCCAUGUGCACAGCAUGAUGGAGUUGCUGGAUAUCACGAGCCCUGAGAGUUUGAGCCUGGCCCUUCAUGUAUCUAUCCUGUACAAGGCACAGUCACCUGAGGCCGUUGCAAUCCUGAUAGAGAAGAAGGCUGACAUCAACAACCAACUUGCCCUCCCGACCUUCAGUACACUCUCCCUGCUCUUUGGUGCGAUGACAUUGCGCCACAAGUGGAGACAAUCUCUUCUGAGCACGUAUGCCCAUCACCACUCCAAGGCCACUCCCUUGAUGCUAAGUCUCUGUAGCCAAGCCUACGCAGCAGCUGCGAUUCUCAUAGCUUCUGGGGCGCGCUUGGACCUCAAGAACAGUCGGGGCUGUACGGCGGCCGACAUCGCUCAACUCACGGCGGCCCCCGAGUGGGUGCUGAGAGCUGCGAGGGGAGAGGCAGAAGCCAUCCGUGCCUGCGAGGACAUGGCGGACGAGCACGGCCACAGGAUUUGGCUGCGGAUGUAG
Symbiodinium necroappetens is the source of this 1806-nucleotide messenger RNA. The record is from the annotation of a GenBank genome assembly. Lineage: Eukaryota; Dinophyceae; Suessiales; Symbiodiniaceae.